This is a messenger RNA of Porites evermanni, 16918 nucleotides long. The record is from the annotation of a GenBank genome assembly. NCBI's taxonomy places the organism in Eukaryota, Metazoa, Cnidaria, Anthozoa, Scleractinia, Poritidae.
AUGCUGAAACUUCAAAGUGAACUGGACAAAUUCAAGCAGGUUUUUAAAAGCUCAAAAGGUAAAAUUUUGGACUGAUAAGGAACAAAUCCUACCGUAGAUAAUUAUACUUAAAAUUAUAGUACAGGGGAUCGUACGUACCAAAAACAGCCAACGAGUGAAGUUGUACAUCAUGAAAAAAACAACAACAACAACAACAAAUAAACAAACAAACUAAAACAAAACUUCAGCAAAAACGUUUGUUGAUUUGUAGUUGUUGGGUGGAUUAGGAGUUGUAUGGUUAUAUGUGCCUUUCCAUGUUGUAAGCAUGAUUCAUUACCUGCCUGCGUUUUGUGCUGUUCAUGUAUAUGUUACAGGUCAAAAUUAUGCAUCAGACAAUUCCACCUGUGCCCAGCCUGAUUGACUGAUGCAUUAAUUUAUAAGUAUAUUUAUAAGUAUAUAUAAGUUCAGGUGAAAAAUUUUUAACCUAGAUUGAUUCCCAAUUACCUUUAUCUCCAGUAAUAGCCCUAAUUAUUCAUGAAAUAGGGCUAGGAUACAAAGGAAUUGAGAAUCACCUUAGGUUAAAAAAUUUUAAACUGAAUUUAAUUUUGACUCGUAACAUAUCGAAACUGGUUUUGUUAUUGUUCAGAGUCUCAGAACUGGAUAAAGAGUGAACAAGUGUGUAGAUGUAGUGACCAAGAGUUUGAUGAUCUACUGAGUUCUCUUACAGCUGUUGUAAGUUUCUAAGUAGCAGUUUACAGCACUGUUUAUAGCAUACCGCCUCCCAUUUUGCACUUACCUGUCGACUCUCAAGCAUUGUGCAUGAGUCCUUGGAUGAAUAUUAUUGUGCUUUAACACGUAAAAUAUUUAAUAAAAAUGCUUAAUGUUGACUUUGUGGCCUAACUGUAUCACAACACGCUAAAAUUGUCACCUAUUAAAUAGCUUUGGAAAUGCCCAAGGGAAUCAGAACAUCUUCAAAUAUUUUCAACAAGGUUCUGAAGUCUUCGAAGAAUCAUCCAAAAUCUUUGGAAGUCGCUGGGACAUUUUUAGAAAUCCUGGUCAUGGCAAGAUGAAAAUCUCAGACAUUUGACUCAGAAAAAGUUGGCAGGACUAUAGAACACCAGCCUUUCAGGUGGAAGGUCUCAGAUUUGAACUACAGCUGGACCAUCAAGCAGGGUCUAUAAAACCUAGUAAUAUGAUACUGGCGGAGAUUUAAGUCCUUGGCUCAGUUUAAAAGAUUGUGUCAUAGUCUGGUAACAUCAAGCUAUUGGGGUUGACUCUUGACAUUUUAAAUUCUUCUUUUCUUCACAAAAAAAAACAAGGCAAUUAAUUAAAGGAGAAUUCAGAAGCUUAUCAUAAGCCCUUUGGUAUCAGCUGCAUUAAUUUGACUCUGAAGAUGACUACCGCACGGGUUGUCGAAUUGUCAGUCACUGUCAACAGAAACAGUCCUAUCCAGGACUACGAUCACCCGGACGUUCAUAUUCAACCUACGUACAUGUACUUAUGAAAUGACUCCUCGGUUCAAUCCUUUUGCAGUUUUAGUGUAUAAAGGAGCGGUUUGACUUUACCAUUCCCAGAUUCAAAUUUUGUUGUUAAUUAAUCAUUUAUUUAUUCAUUUAUUUUUGUAGGAACUGGAGGCUACCACUCUUAUUCUUCAAAGGCACAUUGAUUUAGAGCAACAAAUUUGGAAAUGUUUAGAUAAUCUUAAAACGGUGCAGAGGUAUAUUAAGCAAAAAUGUGUUACUGCCUGUACUUUUUUCCUAUUAUUAUUAGAUAUUAUUAUUAUUGUUAUUAUAAUGCCUUUAUUUAUCUUCGACAGUAUUUAAUAGCACGAAGGUUAGUGGGGCUGAGCAAUGAACUCUUGCGAAAAACAUUUAAAUAAACAUAACAGGGUUAAAAACUCCCUCUGGCUGGGCAAGCCAGUUGGCUGUUUUAUAAGCGUGAUCAAGGAUUCGACCUUAGGACUACUGAGAAGAAAACCAGCUAGUUGUCAGGGUAGGUCUUCAACUCAGGGCCUCCAAUUAUGGAAGUCCAGUGCUUUAACUGCUCAGCCACACUGCCUUCCUCUUGCUGAGAAUAGUGGAAUUUUUGUUUUAACUUGUUGUAAUUUAUUUCAUUGUGAAUUGAUUUUAUUAGUGGAUGGGAAGGAAAGACCAUUGAUGUCACUGAAAAACUUAUUGCAAGUCAGACCAAGGUGGCAAGACUUAGAAGCAGAUUAUUACGUUGUAUCACUCAGGUAACAAAAACGUGCUCGGAACCUGCAUGACUUGUUUAGGAGCUGUGUCAUGAAGUUUUCCAAAAUUCAGACAUGGGGAACUGUCACCAAACUGAGUGAAACUAAAAAUAACUGCUUUAAACAUUAAAAGAAGGUGUAAAGAACACUGACAGUAGAUACAAAAGGACUUUCAAGGUCAAUGUUGUAGCCAAUUUGACCAAAAACCUGGUCAAGAAAGAAUAAUAUAUAUUUCAUUAAUGGCGAGAAGAACAUUUUUUGCAAGAGCAAAGUGAGUUAUGGAGAAAUAGCUCAAUCUUUUCAGCUAGAGUUGUCAGUAACAUUUAUUUUAAAGACUAGAAUCAUUUUAAUCAUUUUCUGAAUAUUUUUUUAUGUUAUCAUGUCUUCCAGCAACUUCACAAGAAUGGAUCAAUGACAGUGAAUCUCCCAGCUUGGUCAGGAAUAGAUGUUGAUAAUAAACAGAAAAUGGAAAAUCCUCUUGAAACAGAAAAAACAGAACAAGACAUAAACACAAACGAUCAGCCAGGUCCUGCUAAAGAAAAUCCAGUUGAGUCCACAAAGCGAGAAUUUGUCGAGCCUGGGGAUUUAACGUAUUCAAAUGUUGGAGAGGUACAAGAGCUAAAGGCUGCACAAUCUAACCGAGUGCCGCAAGAUCACAGUGUGUCACCUCACAAGGAAGAGCCAGUGACCAUGGAGAGUGGUGAUAAAGAAAGCAAUGUUUAUGAAACUGUAUCUCUAGAGCAAACUGGACCCUCGCAGCUAGUUCCACCUACAAAACCAAUUCCCUAUUCAUUGUCAAAGAAGUUAAACAGCACUUCUGGUGGUGAUGGUAGUGUGGGACAAACUGAAAAGGUACCAAGCGUGUUUUUCAUGGUAACAAAUUUCAAUGGUACUUAAUUUUUAAUCAUCUUCCUGUCCAGCUUGUUUACAUCUAAGAACAUGGUCUUCAGGUGAAUUGCAAUAUUGUUACUGAUUGCUUGCUAAAUUGAAGUGUGUAGAAGUUUUACUUUGCCUGCCCUGCCCCCCACCCCCCCUGAUUGCAUGUGACGGUUAACUAAUCAAUCUUUGAGGAAGUCACUUCAAGCCCAACUAUGGAAUGUUCAUAAAUUUUCCCUGAGACAUACAGGUUCAUUGUACAAGCAAAUUUAUUCUCCCUCCUCCAUAGUACAAAGAAUGGAGGAGUGGGCUGGCUGCAACCCUCCUGUUUAGUUUUAGCUGCGUAAUCAUAUGUACUUGUUGACUUAGUUAGGUUGAGCUUGACAGGAAAAUAUUUGGCCUAAGGUCAUGGUUUAUUAUUAGACUGACUGCAACAAGGUCCAUGUGCCAUGACUGGCAGCCAAAAUAAUAUUUUCCUGUCCAGCCUAACCUAACCUAACCUAGCCUGAGAAAACAGCCAACAUUUUGCAAUGCCACAACUGGUUUCCGUGCAACAAGAUGUCUGAGCAACAACUGCAGAAAUUCCAUACUGAUGACAUUUUAACUGGUUGGUUGUGUUGCAAGAUAAAUUUGCUUCAACCAAUCAUUUCAGUACAUAUAUAUAUACUGUAAGUACGGUAAUUAUUGUUCUGUUACUCAAUUUAUCUGCUACUUAGGUAGCAUCAUUAUUACUACACGACACAGAAUUAUCAUAAACAAGACAACAUUUUAAACAGCUGACUCUUUGGAUCAGUUAAACUACACAAUAAUUUUUCUUUGGACAGUUUUAAUAAAUGUGUAUAAAUGCAAUCUAUUUAAGUAAAAUAAACAGCCGUGGAAUCCUUAAAGAAGUCUCAUCAUUUGUUACGGCAGGAUUUGUCAUUGGAAAAUGAAAUAUAUUCAAGCACAUGGCUUUCAGCACAUUACUGAUUAAGAAGAAAAAGACCUUGGUGCAUAUUGUUAACUGUUUUUUUAGUUUAAAAUAGAAAAUAUAGGUGUUAUUUCCUUUGAUACAUUGUAUGUUUUUUCAUUCAUUCAAACAGGAUGAAAAAUCGACAGCAGAUGUUGAGCAAGUAGAUGUGGAAGAUGCCUGGGUUGUAGAGAACCACCAUAUACAGGACUGGGAUCCUGUAAGUACAUUUAUCAAAACACUCCUGACAAAAUACCUUAACAAAUGGAACCAUGAUUGAAAUAGCCUACGGACCAACAUAACAUAUUAGACCAAGAGUUGAUUUACGUCAUUCAUACCAUGUGAUAUAUUUUUUGUGUAUUUGGUAUUAUUAUUUUGUUUUCAGCAAAGUGUGAUAAUUGUAUUUGAACUUGAAAUCUGCUUCGAAUUUUGGUUUUUGUCUGUUUUAGCAUUGAAUAUACAAUCAUGUACAAAGGUGUAUUUAUUAUAACAUUUUUUAUGUUUGCCGUGCUCUUCUUUCACAGACACCUGUUCUGGAAGAGUUAUUUGGGAAUGUACACCCUUUGCCUACUCCGUUUGUUGUAAGUGCAUCAGUCUUAAUCUGAUUAAUUAUUAUAAUACAGACAUUUCUGCUGUAAAUCAAUGAGUGCUUACCAUUUUGUAAGGAAAUCCGGUUAUUCUUCGGAAAAUUCCAAUGGAACAGCUAAUCUCUCUGGAAUUUGUUUUAAAAGAAAAAUGCGGGGAAGAUACUGUAUUACCCUUUCCCGAUUUUACCAAAAUGACCGGAAUUUUCUGUACCAUUUGUUUGGAGUACCUGUGCCAGGCUUCAUGUUGAGAGAAAUAGAAAAAAUUUACCGGUAUUUUGUUACUGAUACAACUCAAUUGCAUUCCCAUUUUGGGCGCAAAAAAAUAACAGUACAAUUUUGUACAUGUACCUUUCAACAGAAAAUUUUCAUAGAAAGUUUCAUCAAAAUGGUAAGCAGUUAACAUCUACAUUGUAAGUCUGCUGUUGCUGCUUCAUAAUUAUGUACAUGUGCGUUUACACCUUGAUAAUGUGAUUUCUAUUUCAGCCAACUACAGAACCCAAGGUUGAUAAUAUUCGUAUGGCUGGAUACAUGGAGAAGCUACCAGUUAAAAGUAAUCAGAAAAAGGUACAUGCAGUAAUAAAAAACCCUGCCAUGAGUAUAGUUCACUGAUCCCCCAGCCCCAUCCCUCGUCUGCGAGGCACGUCUUCACCGGGAGAGAUGUCUACGUUUUGACGACAGAAAUUCCAGACUGAUGACAUAAAUCAAUGUUUACAUAAUAAAUUCACUGGCCUGAUUGCAAAAUAUACUAUCUCCAGGCUAUCAGAUGCAACUUUCUUCGCAACACCCCCCCAUGCUGUAAAUUACUUUACUGAUACAUGUAUCCUAAUAGAUAUCUUUGGAUUUUAUCUCUCAGGGUAUACUAAUUAGGAGCUGGAAAAAACGUCAUUUUAAGGCUGUCAAAGGAAAACUGUACUAUUAUGAGGUAUCCAAAUUGAAAUUUAUAAAAAAUCUCACCAAGGUUCAAACUGCAGUUAUGUAGUGAUUAAGGCUAAAGCUGUUCCUUUAUGUCUUUUCUUUGUUUUUAAAACAGGAUCAUCGUGUUUUAGAACCAUUAGGAUUUAUAAACCUGACCAACUGUUCGGUAAGAUGAAUUUACCCUUUAACUAAUCCACUUGCAAAUUCUCCAGACUGAAUCAAUAUAUUUCUUAUAAAAUUAGUGGAUGUUUUUGGUGGAUAUGUGGGUUGAGUUUGCUAUUGGUUCACUCCCAUGCUCCAAGAGGUUUUGCUCCGGGUACUCUGGUUUUCCCCUCUCCUCAAGAACCAACAUUUCCAAAUUCCAAUUUGAUCUGGAACGCACAGACACGUUUAAACGAGUUCAUAAGAACUGCUAAGUGCUUCGUUGGUAAACAAAUUAUUGUUAAGAGAUCAAAGUAUUUUCUCUUUAGUGACUGUGAUCAUUUUAUUUUUUCAACCUUUAUUUUGAGUAUGUACGGAUAAUUGUUUUGAGAAAAUUAAUUUGACGUUGGUCACCUCUGGGACUUAAAGGGUGGACCUUUUUUGUUUGUUAAACUAAAGUGCGUCAUACAAGUUAGAUAUGCAAUUUAUAGAUGGCCAAAGUUAAAAGUUGAUUGGUUUUGUGUCAUCAGGUAAAAGUUGAAGAUAAGUUGCUGGAUGUUGUGGAAGAGGUAAGUAAGCAGUCUCUGCUAGCCUAACCCUACUCUCCCCUCCCUCGCAGCUGUUUAUGUUUUGUCACGCAACGCUUCUCCUGGGAAAGAGCGUUGUGUGACAGGACAACAACUGCUGUGUGGGACACUAGCCUGGCUUAGUCUCUGUGGCCGGUAUUGUUUAUUUGUGCCUCUGUAGAUUAGAUAAUGUUAAGUUCAUGGCGUCGUUACAUGUGACCUAGUGUUUACUGGCUGUAUUUUCAGGGUGUGAAAGGGAAGUCCGUGAAGCUGAGAUGUGCUUCGGUUAAAGAAGCAGAAGACUGGAAAGAAGCUCUCGAAGCUGAGUCAGCAGCGUCUGUGGAUAGCAGCACUGUUCCAGAAGAAUCUUCAGCAACUGAGGUACUUAUGAAAAUAAGCUUGAGGAUUUGUUUAGUUUUGCAAAAAUGUUAGUUUUGGUUUCCUACGUGAUUGGUUGAAGAAUUUCGUGCUUCUUUCUCAACCAGUCUAAAAUUGACGUGGUCGUUUUUGCGCGCUUGACGGUUGUUGCCUGUACCGCGUGAGUUCUGAUUGAGUGUUUUGGUUCUCCUGUGUAGAUUCGAUUGACAGUGUUCUAUUUUGACCUUUCUCCCAGGUACAAAAGACUAUAAUGUAGACAGUUCUUUCUGCUGGUGUUCUAAAAGAACACUCGUUUCUAAAAGUAGAUCGCAACACUCUUCUUUUAUACUUGAAUUAGGUCCGUGUUUCACUGUUCGUCACCAGCAAACAAUGUAUGAAUGUGACAGCUAGAGAUGUAGAAUUUAUCUACACGCCCUUUGGCAAGUAGAAAAUACAUGUAUGAAUGCAUUACUGUUAGUAACAGUUAAAGAAAUUUCCCCUAAAUUGCAGGGCUUAACUAUCAUUAUUGACUUGGGUUCAAGUUCAGUCAAAGCUGGGUUUGCUCAAGAAAAUGGUAUGGCUUUAUUUAUUUAUUUUUAUCUUUUCAAUAACCGUUUUGUUUUCAGCAACUUACUCUUGCAAACUAAGGAUAAAGCUCGCGCUAAAAUAGUAUUCGCCCGGGCUUUUGAAAAACGGCCAGAGACGCAAUGUCUUGUAUAAAAUUAGGUAGCAAUGCGUUACAAAAUACUGUGCCAAACAAUCUCAGUUGAUAAAGAAGUUUAUAAAAUUAAUACAUCACUGAUCAACACGAAAAACAGGUGGGGAUCAUUCAUGAUGCCUGACAGGAAAGUCGAGCAGGAACAAACUGAUGAAUUUUGUGUGUAGAUGUAUUUUUCCUAACAACUAAUUCGUCUUUCUUUCUGUCUCUUUUGUUCAUGUGCUUUUUGCUUAGCUUGGCCUCAAGUGAUAUUCCCAUGUGUCAUUGCUAUGGAUAAAGAGAAUCCGUAAGUUUCCAUUCACGUUGACUCUCCAAGGUUAUGAAUGUUCCUGUAUUAUGGUUUCUUCACAAGAACCCUGUUGUUUGUUUGUGUUUGAGGGCACUUUCCAUAAGGCAAGACCAGUUAAUUCAUUAGUAUUGUCCUGCUCCUAAAUGGUACAUAUACACCACAGUCAUGGUUGUUGAGUAAAAAAUAUGGAAAGCAGCCUGUUUCAUUUUCAAACCGACCUGUUCGGACCGUUGAAGACAAGCUUGAAGUGGGCGUGGAGCGUGGAGCGCGAGACACACUCGCGACAGUACUCCACGUACGCUUCAAGGUUGCCUUCGCUUGUCUGAAAAACGCGAUAAUAUGACGCCUUUUCUGCACGCAGGCUAACCUUUGCUAAGCGUCCUUACCUUGUUUUGUCGUGUUUGUUUGUUCUUGUAGAGAAAACUGUAAAUACGGGCAUGGUGCUCUUCUUCCAGAAACAAGAAAAACAUCAAGUCUGCGUUUCCCAUUAAGAAAAUCGCUGAAAAUUGACAAGGUAAGAUUGACGACCGCCUUGUGCGAAAAGACAGCGUUACCUGCGCGUUAGAGGCAUAAAAAGAAUGGGGUUCAAAUAGGCACACAUUGCCCGUGCGCCCGUUACAUAGACUGAAGACAUCUGUGUAGAAAAGUUCUUUUCAUCGGCUCCCUUUUCAAUAGUCUUGGAGUAACAACAAUAUUGUACCAUGAUAAUAGACAGCUCCAGGGCUUACAAUCUGCCGCUCAGUAACUUGUUUUGAAUUGUUUUUCUGCUAGUACAUUUGAACCUCCAGUCCAUUAAGCGGCCACCCUCAGUUAAGCGGCCUGUAAUCAAAGUCCCGAAAUAAGUGUGGAAAAGAAUGGGAAAUUAAACCUCCUAUUAAGCGGCCACGGUCACCUUUCUGCCGUCCCAACGAGAGUUCUCCCAUUGUUGUCACCUCAAUUAAACGGUCAUCACGCACUUUAUACACUUAGUCUCGCUUCAUUUCAAGAAUAAGAUGAAGGAAAAUACAGGCCGAGAUAGAAGGUGACGACCGAUUGUGGACCAGUAAUGCUUCUCCAGUCGCUCGUGCGUUUGUCGCAAAAUAAAUCAAUGUUUCUGCUAAAGAUUUUGCUAAUUUAUGACAAACCUCUGUCAAGCGGCUAACCUUUAUUAAGUGACUUCUUGCCGGUACCCCGAGGGUGGCCGCUUAAUGUAGGUUUAACUGUAUUCUAAAAUUUGUCUGAAGCAAAUGGCUAACUGCGAAGCUUCUGUCUCUUUUCAGCUCAAGGUCCAUACAAUGGAUCUAAUAGGAAUCCUGGAACAUUUGUUUGACAAACUCAAAGUUGAUCCAACUAAACACAAGGUACAAACUGCAUUAGAAUCACUUUGCAUUUAUAGCUCACAGCCAGGUACCAGUGCUUGUUGCUAUGGGCUGUUUUCAAAUUGAGCCUAAGACUGGGUCGGGGUUCUCUGGAAUUGUACUCUGGGACCGUUUUGGAGAUGCUUCUUUCAUUUGCCAAUUUAGAAACGAGAAGGAAACUGGGCCGAGUUAGCUUUCGCAAAGAAUUAUGGGACUGUUACUAGGGACAGGGAAAACGGCACGUUUCCAGUAACUAUCCCAGAAACAAUUGUGGGAUGCAUUUCGGUUCCAUUUCCCUUCUCGGUUCUAAAGUAGCGAACUGGCUUUUUCAAAGUUGCGUAGGAAACUGGGUCUGCUUUUGCCACCCAAACAGUGCGAUGAUACUACUCAACAAUUGCAGCCUCGAUCCUGUUUCAGGCCCAAGCUCUAACUAGCCAAUCGGAACAGAAAUGGUAAUGUUUGUUCCAUUGCAGGUUAUAAUGACGUUACCACAUGGCUCAGGGCCACAGGAAAAGGUAGGCAAACGAGUUUAGAGGUAGAAACUUCUAAACAGAAGAGAAAAGUCCUAGAGUUUAUCACUCAAACAUUCUGAAUACCCUGCGGAACAUUUUCAUCCGAUACCAAUAUAUAACAAUGACACAGAAAUGUACGUAUUGUAUCAUUUUUAUUUGACUCCUUUUGUUAGAGAUUCUGACAUUCCCUAGCCUGCGCCUCUGCUCGCAGGGUAGCCGCUCACGACACCGAGUUUCUACAAUGUACCAUCCCAUGUUCACGCUAUACCAGACACAGGCGGUCCAAACUCACGUUACGAAAAAAAGGUGUAAAAUAAUUUAGAUGCCACAGGUGACUUUUGUCUUUUGCACCGAUGAUGCUUAACUAGACGCACUAUCACCUGUAAUUUUGUACUGUUCAUAAUGGCCGAUAUUUAUCUUAUGGACCUUGUAUUUUUUCUUAUCUGUAACACAGGAGGAGCUUGUGGAGAUAUUGUUAGAUCACUUCCAAGUAGAGGCUUGUUACCUCCAGGAACAGGCUGUGUUGGCCAUGUACUCUUACAGUGCUAUUUCAGGAAUAGUUGGUGAGUUGUACAGUUUUAUGCUGCAUCCUCUUAGACUAUGAGCAGCCUUUCUUUUUUCUUAAUCCGUCGAGCAUAACGCGCAAGAGACGAAAAUGAUCACGCGCGUGGCGCGUUGCGUGAGGCGAGAAGAGACUGCUCGUAGUCUAACAUCCUCUUGAGCAGGGUUGUAAAAAAGGUUUUAGGUCGCAGGAGAAUAAAAGAAAGUAGCCACCAUGUGUUUCCCGACGGGGCCGGUAGGGGAAGACAUAUCACUAUUGAUAUAAACAGUUCAAUCCAGGUUAGUAGCAGCUGUCAAACAUGAUAGCAUCAAUACUGCGUCUGAAUUACCAAGUGAAACUUUGAUGGAAGCAUGCAAAGAAGCCGGAUGGAAAGUGAGAGGCAGCAAAAUUAAAUGCAAAUCAGAAAUAAAAUGGUUCGAUCAGGAAUGCGAAACAGAAAACCUGCAAUCCCUUGGGGACAAAAUUUCUCAUUACAUUAAUAAUUAAAAACUGAGACAACUACUGCGAGGCAAAAAGAAGAGGUUCAAACAAACUUGUUGACGGAAGAAACGGGAGUCUAUCAGCAAAGCCAUGUCUAAUAUCGAUAUGCGGAGCUUGAAAGGGACCUGGCGACAGAUAGGAAAAAUCUUUAACUUAGGAAAAAGAAAAACACAUGAAACUGAAGCAUUGAGUACGGAACAGUUUUAUAAAUACUUUUAGCAACAGAAUGCGACCCCUCUCAAUAAUAUACUAGAUCUGGAGAUGAAUAUUGAAAGCCACAGUAACGAAAAGAGUAGAAGGCCCAAUUGAUUAUCCAAUAACUGAUGAAGGGUUCAAAGCCGCAAUUAAGAAACUGAAUGCAAACAAAUUUCCAGGUAUCAAUAAUAUGUUAAAGGAACUAAUAAGGAUCGGAAAGGAAGCCAUUAAAGGGCAUUUAGUAAAUUUAUUUAUUCCAAUCUUAUAUACUGCCAAAUAUCCUGCUCUUUGGAGUUUUAGCCUCAUUGUACCUAUUCAUAAGAAGGAUGAUCGAUCCACUAGGAAUAUGUGUCUCCCACGAGGGGGAAAACACAUCAAUAAGGAUAUGUGUUUCCCAGGUGAGGAAACACAUAAUUAUCACUAGGGAUAUGUGUUUCCCAGGUGGGGGAACACAUAUCACUAGGGAUAUGUGUUUCCCAGGUGGGGGAACACAUAACUCAAGGGAUAUGUGUUUCCCAUGUGGGGGAACACAUAUCACGAGGGAUAUGUGUUUCCCAGGUGGGGGAACACAUUUCACUAGUGAUAUGGUUUUUCCAGGUAGGGAAACACAUAUCACUGGGGAUAUGUGUUUCCUAGAUGGGGGAACACAGAUCACUAGGGAUAUGUGUUUCCCAGGUGGGGAAACACAUUCCACUAGGAAUAUGUGUCUCCCACGAGGGGGAAAACACAUCAAUAAGGAUAUGUGUUUCCCAGGUGAGGAAACACAUAAUUAUCACUAGGGAUAUGUGUUUCCCAGGUGGGGGAACACAUAUCACUAGGAAUAAGUGUUUCCCAGGUGGAGGAACACAUAUCACUAGGGAUAAGUGUUUCCCAGAUGGGGGGAACACAUAUCACGAGGGAUAUGUGUUUCCCAGGUGGGGGAACACAUUUCACUAGUGAUAUGGUUUUUCCAGGUAGGGAAACACAUAUCACUGGGGAUAUGUGUUUCCUAGAUGGGGGAACACAGAUCACUAGGGAUAUGUGUUUCCCAGGUGGGGAAACACAUUCCACUAGGAAUAUGUGUCUCCCACGAGGGGGAAAACACAUCAAUAAGGAUAUGUGUUUCCCAGGUGAGGAAACACAUAAUUAUCACUAGGGAUAUGUGUUUCCCAGGUGGGGGAACACAUAUCACUAGGAAUAAGUGUUUCCCAGGUGGAGGAACACAUAUCACUAGGGAUAAGUGUUUCCCAGAUGGGGGGAACACAUAUCACGAGGGAUAUGUGUUUCCCAGGUGGGGGAACACAUUUCACUAGUGAUAUGGUUUUUCCAGGUAGGGAAACACAUAUCACUGGGGAUAUGUGUUUCCUAGAUGGGGGAACACAGAUCACUAGGGAUAUGUGUUUCCCAGGUGGGGAAACACAUUUCACUAGUGAGAUGGCUUUCCCAGAUGGGGAAACACAUAUCACUAGGGAUAUGUGUUUCCCAGGUGGGGGAACACAUAUCACUAGGGAUAAGUGUUUCCCAGGUGGGGGAACAGAUAUCACUAGGGAUAAGUGUUUCCCAGGUAGGGGAAGACAUAUCACUAGGAAUAAGUGUUUCCCAGGUGGGGGAACAUAUAUCACUAGGGAUAAGUGUUCCCCAGAUGGGGGAACACAUAUCACUAGGGAUAUGUGUUUCCCAGGUGUUGGAACACAUUUCACUAGUGAUAUGGGUUUCCCAGGUAGGGAUAUCCAGGCCGGUUUUUUGCGCAUUUUGACAUCCCGGUUCUUGAGUGGGAACUCCCGUUAAAAAUAAAGGUGGCAUCCUCGUUUCUCAAAUGGGGUCCAUGAUUUGAUUUGUAGUUUGGUCCUAAACUUCUUUCGUCUCCAGGGCUUUUCAGCUAGAACUUGGGAGGGGCGGAAAAGACCUGGGUAUGAGGUUGACUCUCCUUUGUAGCCACCUAACCCAUCCUGUAUCCUCUCGUUUUGUAAUCAAUCAUGUUUUACACUGAGAUAAAAAAAAAUUGUUCUUAUUCUUUUUUUUGUUAUCAUUUUCAGUGGAUAUUGGGGAUCAUAUCGACGUUAUCCCGGUAGUUGAAGGUAAAAAUCGCCUUUUAUGUUUUCCUUAAGUUCAGAUCAAGUCACUAAAAUUAUCAAUUUGUUUUUUAUUCAACAAAAAAGAGUAUUAAUGGGAAACCUUUUCCAGGAAUUGGCACCCAAAUUUCUGACAGUUAAGAAGAGUCAAAGCUACUCCCUGUAGGAAUUUUUUGGUUUUUUUUUUUUUGCUGCACUUGCAAAGAUGCUUUUUUGCUAAUAAGACCUAUUGUUGUUUUUCACCGUUCUCCGGCGUUGCCUUCGCCGCUUAGCAUUACUCGAUUCUAUAUUUCCUUUGAACAAACUUUAAUUAUUAUCGAGAGCUUCGUUUUUAGCCCUGGCUAAAUCUAUAUAUUACUAAACCGUAAAAUAUUAUAACUCAAUGCAGGGUGUAUGAUUGAAUCUGGGACUACAAGGCUUCCAUACGGAGGAAAGCAGAUUACAGACAGUUUUACAAGACUACUGACAGAGAAGGGAGUACGGUAAGACACAGCCAAAUAAUAAGUUGUUUUUAAUUUGGCGUCAUAGCACCUACUUAAAGUAAUUACUUUGGCCAACGAACCAACAGGAGCUGCAAGCAAACACCUCUAGCUACAUCUUGAACAAAGCUGUUGCGGAAAUUGUAUACAUGGGGAGUAUUUUCUACACAUCGUAACCGUACCGAUUCUCCCCCCCCCCCACUUCCCCCUGGAAGUAGUAUUGCUGGGUCUCCCAAAGAAAGCCGGAUCCCUGAGCGUUUGUAGGAAGCCGUUGAUUUGGAAGUAGUUUUGUCGCUUUAGGUAGUGCGCAUUGACGAAAAAAAUUUCUCAAGUAUUUUUGUCCCGGAUUGUGGCGUGUAGUUCGAGUACACGCAAGGAAGCAGCGUCUUGUUCUGGUUUGUUGCUUGGAAAGUGGCGCCAAUUUUCGCCAAUCGUCAGUUCAGUUGCGAAAUCUUCGCGCGUUUUUCAAAGAAUGUUUCUACCCUGGCUUUGAGAGGUAUCUUUCUUGCGUGGUCGUGAUUGCGUCGGAGAUGGCCUGAAAUCGGUUGAGCACUGAAAGAAAAGCUUGCGGCAUCCACUCUAGAUACGUUCUUCUGAUAAUUUUCCUUUUCUUUUUCGAUGUUAGGUUUUUUUCAGAAGUGGAAUCCUACAUCUCUAGAGCCAUCAAAGAAAAGGUAUUAAAGCCACCACAACCACGCAAAACUAACGAGUACGACCCUCCUUUCUUUAAAAAGCCACGCCUGCAGGUCUCAUUUGGUGAGAGUUCUUGACACAUAUUUUCUCUUUCUUAAUGUCUUACCCACUCUUGGUUUUCAGGUAUCGUUUGUCGCGAGACAAGUAGAUCAAGAAGAAGAAGAAGUAGAUUGUUCAAUGGUCGUGGAUUUGGGAAAGUACUCUAUUCCUGACGGAACGAGGUAUCUUUUUACACUUGGCUUAACUGGUGUGGUUUGGAACUAUGUAUCGCUGAUAGUUUUUCGUUACCCUUGGCUAAAAAUUCUCUAUGCUUUUCCCCUGGCUAGAAAUCGCUGGCAAACCAACCAUUCCAGCUGAUAUAAAUGUAAAAGGACAGUCGCUUGAAGGUUGAAUGUGUUAGUGAACCAAAAUUUGCUCCAAACGUUUUAAAAACGGGCUAAACUUUCUGGAAGAUGUUGCCUAGGUGUUACUUGACUAAUCUGUGUUUUGAACAGGGUUCUUACAGAGUCCUUAAUUCUUGACAAAGUCUCCAAAUUUUCAGACCAGUUUUCCAGGCCUGGAAAAAGUUUGAAACGUAAAGAUGAAGUCUAGAAAAGCGGGGGAAAAAUUGGCUUUUUUAAAAACUGCACUGAUUGGUUUAAAAAAUUUUUAACCAAUCAGAAGUCUUUUAAAGCGUCUUUUAAAACUGGUGUCCUUAUCAGUCUAAACGCUUUGUCACAUUAUUUCUUCUCCUUUCUCAAGGGAAGUGACCGUAGACUCUGCAAGACACCGCUGUACUGAAGGACUGUUUAAACCGUCCGUCUGGGGUAAAGAUAAUCCGGGAAUUCAUGAGUUGACAGUCAAAGCCAUCAUGGCCUGCAGUAUUGACAUGCGCAAACAAAUGUGUCGAAAUAUCUACCUGAGUGGGGGAGGGUCCAUGUCUCCAGGUUUGUUUUCGAAAGUUUAUCAUAACUAGAAGCGCGUUUGCGGGUGACAUAAAAAAAAUCCCAACCAAGAAUUAUCAAGCCCUCUGACGUUUUAGUUGCGUUAUAAAUUGGAGCAGCAUUUCUUCGUUUUGUGAUAGAGCACGUGUCUAUUUUUUGCGUCAUGAAACAUUGAAAUGUAAACCGGAGUUGUUUCACUCAAGGAAUUUUUGAAUACUUUACUUAACAGUCAGAGCAGAUGAUGAAAACCCAUUACCCCGGUAGUACUGUGUCUACUGUACUGUCAUCUGCAUUUAUUACGAGUGACAGCGCGUUAGAUUUAGGUUUGUUUUUAAGGUUUUUCUUCUCAUAAAAUUCGUUAACUCCGCCUUAGGCUAUUACUCCAUUUCUACUCAGUGCUCGUAGAACUACACUACCUGAAAACUUUUAGGUGUCAAUAGAGAGGAGAAGUCGUUACGUCACUUUGCUAUGGUAGCAAACUUUCUGGAUCGCAACAAACCGUGGUCCUGCAAAUAUGGCAAGAAAAAAACGAAAAAAUUGGCAUGACAUUUAUGACUUACUCUUAGGAACAAAAGGGUAGCCCAUAAAAUUCUUCCAUCGUUCCACAAUGUAAUUAACCGUCUCUGUCAAGAAAGAUUGUUAAGAUCCAGACCAUGGUACCAUGGUAACGUGACGUCACACCUCUUCUCUCUACUAUCAGAACUUUGCUGAGAAACUGCUUGCUAUCAUCAGAUAACGAAAUGAUUGCACCGAGUGCAUGUUUUGUUAUCUGUUUUUCACUCCUGAAUUAUUUUCCCUUGAUUAUCGUUAUUAUUAUUUUUUCAUUAUAAGGUCUCGCUGAACGGCUCCAAGCGGAAGUAAGCCAGCUUACGCCUUUCAACUCACACGUGCAGGUAAGAAAUAACAGGAAACGUCAAAAGAACAGUAACACCAAGAUACAUGAUGACCUUUGAUUCAUGGUUAAUGGUCGAUCGCACUUUAGUGCUGAAAAUUGUACUUCAUCUGUCUUGUUUUGACAUCGAUCUAGAAUGUACAAAAGGCACGUAUGAAGAAUGAGACGUCUCACGUCUUCCCAAAUCCGCCCUUUAAGCCUUUAAACCCUAAGAUCAAAAUUGAGAUUCUCAUUUACUGUCCCUAUACUUUUUCAAUAGAAGUAGUGGGGAGAAUUUGUUGAAGUAUCAAUUAGACUCAUCUUCCCUGAUCAUAUACUCAAUUGUCAUGACCACUCUGUUUUCUAAAGCAUUGAUAUUAUAAGGAGAAAUUUGAUGCCGAUCACUCUUAGGGCUUAAAGGGUUAAUGCUAGGUCAUAAUGGUUUUCACUUGCGACGCAAACACAAGCAUAAGUGUCUUGCGUUGCAUCAAGUGAAUUGAAACGAGCACAAGCACCUGAAACGCAAACAUCGUGAUUAAGUGCGCUUGGGCCGUUUUUACGAUGAAGUAAGGACUCUGAUGUUUUCGCCCAUACCCUUUCUUGUGUUUCAGUCGCUAGUGGAUAGCGCUAUCCACGCAAUAAACCACUAUCCAGCGGAUACGUGUUAGGGAAACAAACUGCGCCAUCUUAUGAAUAGAAACUUAUCUAGUGAACAGCGUCGAUUUUUUCUCCUUUGAACAACUGAGGCCAUGAUAUUAACUCUUGCUGUCGCUUUCGCUGUUUUUAUCUGUCGCUUGGGUGAGAAAAAAAACAUUUUUCUUUUCAUUCUACGAGUCGCAAAACUCAAACGCGCAUGCGCAAAUCUUUCACAGCAAGAUUUCUUCACCUACUUAACGGUCUGUUUUUCGUUACCUUGGAAACCAGGUUCACGCAGGAGUUGAACGUCAGUACGCUGCGUACAUUGGAGCCUCAGUGGUUGCCAAGCUCCCUCUGUUCACGGAACUGUGCGUGUUUAAAGAGGACUGGGAUGAAAGUGGUCCGGACGCUCUGGAAAAAUGGCUAACGUUAUAACUGGCUGUUGUUUUCUUGCGUAAACGAAUGUAGAGACAUAUCAUAACAACGUAACACUGCCACUCGUGAGAUCAAAAUUGAAGACAGAUAAGCCCAUUUUGAAAGACAGAAACAAUGGACUUUUUCAGCUAAGGUGA